Molecule: messenger RNA, 893 nt
Organism: Tauraco erythrolophus (red-crested turaco)
Lineage: Eukaryota; Metazoa; Chordata; Aves; Musophagiformes; Musophagidae
Source: RefSeq, a predicted model, not a curated record
GAAUUCCAGGUACUGCUGCUGUUGACUUGAGCUGUGUUUGGCACAAUUUGGAGUACAUGGUUUGUACGUGGCGUCCUGGGGAGAAUGCAAGCAGUGAUACCAACUAUACAUUGUUCUACUGGUAUGAUGGUUUGAAAAAUCAUAACAAGUGCAACAACUAUUCUAUGGGCCAAGGAAUCUUUGGAUGCGUUUUCAAUCUUCGCUUCCCAAAGGUCACCAAUACUUACCCAGCUGUAAGCAUUUUGAUUAGAGAUGAUUCUGAAGAAAUUAGGCCUGUGUGUGCAAGUAAAAAUCCUACCACCCUUGUAAAACCUGCUACACCAAGAAGAGUUACACUAAAAAAGAUUAAUGAUGCAAUACAUGUAGAAUGGAGCAAAUCAGACACCUUUCCAGAAAAUUGUUUGGUUUAUGAAGUUGAAUAUCGCAGUGGUGAUUUGGACACUGCUCAUAUAAUUGAAGUUGACAAUAAUUAUACAUCAAUUCCUAGCAUUGAUCCUAAUAGCAAGUACACCAUCAAAGUGAGAGCAAAACCAAAGCUCACGUGUUACAGCAGCAAGCUCUAUAGUGACUGGAGUGAAGAAAAGAGUAUUGGUGAGAAGACGGACUCUACAUUCUAUUUUGUUUUAAUAAUCACCAUUCCAUUAAUAGUAGCAAUAUCUACGAUAAUUCUACUAGUUUAUCUAAAAAGGCUUAAGAUACUAAUUCUUCCACCAAUUCCGGACCCUAGAGAAAUUCUUAAGCGCAUGUUUGGAGAGCAGAAUGAGGAUUCUCAGAACUGUGCAAAGGAUGAUUCUGUGAAUGCUUACGACAGGUUAGUUAAGGAAGAAGAAAUUCAUUCUGUAAUUCUAAUCGAAGCUCCAGAGUGCACUAAUUCCAAAAAAGAAAACCGAUAA